CGGAAAAGCGUACGCACGCACGUUCGAUUUUUAAAUGGAAGUUGGAAUGGAGUUGAGAUCGCCGGCACUGCGCGAGCGCCGCCAGUGGCCCUCUAGUCGCCGCGACGCGCGCUCCGCUCCCAGCCCGCGUGCACCGAACGAACAUCACUUGCGACUGAAAAAAAAACUUAAAAUUCAAAUUUCAAACGCUGCACAUUCGAAAUUCAAAUUAUCGAACACGUGUUUAUUUAAAGUUGGCGCGAACGCGUUUUUCACUGGCAGUGAAUAAAUUAGCGCGCGUGCUCACAAAUUUCACUUUUACCCGUGCUCAUCUCGUCUGCCGGCCGUCUGCGCGGGACCAUGGAUAGAUAACAAAUCGAAUAUAAUGAACGUUCAACAAAGCCGACGACCGAGCAUCUACACAUUAACGCUGUCAAAUUACAGGCACAAAAUAUCAUAACAGUGUUCCAAGUUGUCCGACUCGAAUUACAUUACGUUAUGUCAUUAGCGCAAUGAUAAAAUGCACCGGUAGUAGUAUUGUCAUGCCAACGUCGUAGACGCUAACAGUCACUCACGACGCGAAAUGACGGUGCUUAGAAAAAUGGAUGUGCAGUGUAUAUUAAUACUGUUAUUGUUCCAAACUUUGGUGGCGUGGUGCGGCGCGAAAUUUAUAGUAAUGCCUAAAGUGGAUUAUCCCACGGGCGAUGUUCAAGAAGAGAUCCAGGACAGCAUUAGAAACUUCAUACAUACCGGUCUCUACUCGCACGUGCACCUGGAUCCCUCGCAAGUGCAAGUGUCAACGCCGGUCAAGGUCACGCGCGACGGGCGGCUGGUGUCGCGCGCGGUGGCGCACGCGCACGAGCACGGGCACGCGCGCGCGCGGCGCGACGUCCGCGGCGCGGAGCACGCGCUGCCUCACGCCGUGCACUAUAACCUCACUGUUGAUGGGCGGGAGUUGAGGCUGGAUUUGCGGCCGUCGGUGAGCUUCAUUGCGCCGGCGCUGGUUGUGGAGCGGCAUGGCGACGGCGAGCGGACGCGGCACAGGCCGCACGGGGGCGCCACUGGGUGCCACUACACGGGCUCCGUUAGGGGCCAGCCCGAAUCUAGGGUCGCGCUUUCGGCCUGUGAUGGACUGGCAGGCCUGUUAAGGACAGAACAUGGAGAAUACUGGAUCGAGCCGUCCAAUCAAGUGCCUAGCGACGACUCGACGGGGAGGCCACACGUGAUAUUCAAACGAUCAGCUGUCGACAAAGUCGAAGCUUACCACAGAAAAAAGAGAGCAGCAAACUACAGAACUGACAACAAUGAACAUUACAAACGAUAUUACGAAAGGGAAUACCAAAAGUUUCAUCCUAGGAGAAACACAAACACUAACGUUAGAAGAAACCACGACAGCAAAGAAUCAGCGGACAGGCGCUCACGAGAAUACGAGAGACUGAAACGAUUAGAGAACGCAAGGAAAAAUCCUAUUGCAUUUAGAGCUGAGAUGCAAAAAAGAAGAGAGAAUAGAAUCAACCAAUCACUAUCAAAGAGUAAUUCUAUAGAGACCAGCAAUAGUAGAUCAAUGGAGAUGCCUUACGUGAGAAACGGACGGAAGAGGAUGAAUAGGAGACGAGGGGAUGGUCAGAAGAAGCAUAGGAGGCGUAGGAGGAAAGCGAAGAACUGUGCCACCAGGCAACCGCCGUACACGUGGAACAUCACAAGCGCUCGAGAAUAUGAUAGGACGAGGAACAAUUAUAUUGCUAAUCAACGAGCUUCCGGUAACGCGCCGCGGCGACCUCGGUCCGUGAGCAAGCCUCAGCACGUGGAAGUAUUGCUGGUCGCCGACAAGUCCAUGACGGAGUUCCAUCAGGAUAACGAAUCAUUGGAGACCUACUUGCUUACCAUUAUGAACAUGGUUUCGGACCUUUAUAAGGACCGCUCGAUCGGCAACCUGAUCCAAGUGGUGGUCGUGAAGAUUGUAACCCUGCAGAACUCGCGCGACCUUCAGGUGUCAACCAACGCUGACACGACGUUGUCUCUCUUCUGCCACUGGCAGCAGCAGCUGAACCCCGUCAACGACUCGCAUCCUCAGCACCAUGAUGUAGCUAUCUUGGUAACCAGGCAGGAUAUCUGCAGUCUACACAACCAGCCUUGCAACACGCUGGGAGUGGCGCACGUUGCCGGCAUGUGCAUCCCGGAUCGCAGCUGCUCCGUCAACGAAGAUAACGGCAUCAUGCUGGCGCACACCAUCACGCACGAGCUUGGACACAAUUUCGGUUUAUACCACGACACGGAGAAGAUCGGCUGCAGCAGGCGUGAGGGGUCGACGCUGCACAUCAUGACACCGGUGUUUGAGGCGGACAGCGUCCAAGUGGCUUGGUCGCGGUGCAGCAAGCGAGAUGUCACCAAUUUCUUAGACAAUGGAUUUGGAGAGUGUUUGGGCGACGAACCGUCUACUGAAAUUGACAAGUACAAAUAUCCAGAACUCCCCGCAGGUGUAAUGUACGACGCGACGAAACAAUGCGUGCUUCAAUUCGGAACGGACGCGACCGUCUGCACCGGUACUGAUCCUGAAGAGCUGUGCCAGCAUCUCUGGUGUCUCGUCAACGGCACCUGCAAGUCCAUGCUGCGGCCUGCCGCCUCGGGCACCACUUGCGGAAUUGAUAUGUGGUGUCAGAACCAGAAGUGCGUCCCUCGUGAGAGGCCGCCUGAGGCCCGGGACGGGGGCUGGGGCGGGUGGUCGGAGUGGAGCGAGUGCUCCAGAACUUGCGGCGGAGGCGUCGAGAUCAAAACUAGGGAGUGCGACAGCCCUAUGCCGUCCAACAACGGGAAAUACUGCGUUGGAGAUAGAAGCCGAUACCGCACAUGUAACAGAGAAAAGUGUCCCAUAAACGAACCGUUGUUCAGAGACGUCCAGUGCGCGAAAUACAACAACAAGACGGAUAAGAAUAACGACACCGUCAUUGCUGAUUGGGUGUCAUUUUAUGACCAAGACAAACCAUGCGAGCUGCAGUGCGUGCCGCGCAACAGUAACGACUACGAGAUACUGCCCGGAUACGUGGCCGACGGGACGCCAUGCUGGCAAACCAUCGCCGGCAGAAAUUCACGAGAUAUGUGCAUAUCUGGCGUGUGCUACAAGGUGGGGUGCGAUUGGGUGGUAAACUCGGAUCUAGAGGAGGAUGCGUGCGGCAUCUGUGGAGGGGACGGCUCGGCGUGCAAGACUGUGCAGGGUAUCUACAGCAAGGGCACCACUAAGCAGUCCGGCUUUACUGAGGUUGCCGUGAUACCAGCCGGAUCAAGAAACGUGAAGAUCCAAGAGAAAGUAAGCCCGGGAAAUUACAUUUCUAUUGGAAGUGCACGAACGAGAAAACUUCUUCUUAACGGAGGCGGAGCUCGUAAUGCUACUCUGACCGAGUACUUUGUGGCUGGCUCCCAGGCGAUCUACGAAAGAGACCGCGACUGGGAGAAAGUGCAGAUAGUGGGACCGAUCCUAGAGGAUAUUAAAGUUUAUCAACGAAUUUACCGCGGCAACCAUCGCAACCCCGGCGUGAACUACCAGUAUACCGUCAGCAAGAGAUACCGGUACCGGCUCAGCGAUUGGUCGCCGUGCAGCGCUACAUGCGGUCGCGGCCGCAUGUACCGCCAGCACGAGUGCGUCACUGACAGUGGCCACAAGGUGGAUCCGUCACAUUGUGACCAACAAGAGCAGUUCAGCAGGGAGGCGCUCGUGCAAAUAUGUAUGCGACCGCCGUGCACCAUGCGCACGCACUGGCGCGUCGAGUCGUGGCAGCGGUGCAACACCUCCUGUAGAGUACCGGGGAAGGAGCCAACGAAGAACAGACGAGUUUACUGUGUGGACAACCUGACGGGCCAGCGGCGAAGUGACGCCGACUGCGACCUCGCUAUGAAGCCGAUGUCGACUAUCAUCUGUGCUGACAUACCACCAUGCUAAAGGAACCUUGUAUAAGCAAUGAGAGCCAGUACAAUGUACCUUACGAUAUGAGGGUCUUUUUUAUCACUUACAGUGGAUAACUCAGGACACGAUUGGGUGCGGUUUCGAAGUCAGUAAGCUCUUUAAUGAGUUCACGGCACAAUUGUUGCCAAAAUCGUCGUGUAACACGAACAAAAACUUUGAGCAAUUAAAAGUCUUCAACUCAAUCUGAGUUGUGUGUUGUGUAAUGAAAUGAAGUGAAUUAGUGACACUAAGGACAAUGUAACUUUAUAAUCGUGAAAUCGAAAUGAACAUUCAGCGAAUACGCGCUAGUGGACUCGUUAUGUGAACCAGUGAAGUGUUUUUGUGUUUGGAAUGUAAAAACCCAUCGAAUAAAGUUACGCGUUAACGCUAUGCGUGCCUUAGCUUCGGACGAAUCUCGCAGGGAACCCACAUAAGGCCGUUUCAUUUCAUUUAUUUAUAGCAAUUAAAUAAAAUGAAAUGAAAUUUCCAAUACGACUAUACUGCCAUAUUACAUAAGAAAUUACUAGUUUUAACAUAGUCUUCGCUUAGUUAUUAAACUACUAAUACAUAAUUAUAUUUUCUGUAACAUCAGUAUUAAAAUGGUGUAUUUAUAUCUUUAAAUAAUUCAGAUAAACGUAAUGUGCGAAGUAAUUAGAUACUUACUUUAAAUUUUGGACCAAAAAUAUCUUAAGAAAUCAAAUUCACGUUGCCAUAGGUAAUCGCGAUUACUGCCAAUUACUUUUGUACGACUAACCCCACUUGCAUUAACUAUAAUCAUCUGUGCUAUACUACUAUACAUACCUGAAAACCAGAACAAGAGUAAGAAAAACUCUGCUACUUUUAGACUAAGUUGUUAUAAAAACAGCAAUAUCUUAUUUUAUAACCUGUACCUGUAAUAAUUUCGCAGCCAUUCGGGUAACCAUACCCAUACCCAAAGGGUAAAACGGGACCCUAUUACUAAGACUCCGCUGUCCGUCCGUCCGUCCGUCCAUCUGCCACCAGGUUGUAUCUCACGAACCGUGAUAGUGACAGUUGAAAUUUAUACAGAUGAUUUAUUUCUGUUGCCGCUAUAAUAACAAAUACUAAAAAGUACGGAACCCUCGGUGGGCGAGUCCGGCUCGCACUUGUCCGGUUUUUUGUUACCAAUUUCGAGAAAGACGUAAAUAAUAAUUUAAGAUUAAAGUUUUUGCAAGUGUGAGAUAUAUUAGACGUAAGCUUUACUGUAUUGUCUCCAAUCAGUGUUUCAUACAUACAUACAAUAUUAUUAAGAUCAAAUGUAUAUGUAAUAGGAAUAAGUGCAUUUAGUAAAGAAAAUAUUAGUUGCAAUCUAGGACCGAUUACCGGUAUUAUUUUCUUUACCUACAAUAUAACCGCUAUUUAAUCUAAUUAUACAGCAUUACUACUACAACACAAUUCGAAUCAUCGCGAGACAUCUCAUAUUAAAUUAAUACCGGUAAUGGUUCUUACUCUAAAUAUGACAAAGCCUAUGGGAACUUUAAUCGCUAGUCAAAUCAAUGGCAUAUGUCCUACGCGAUGCGAUCUGGUCAGUAAAAACACUGUCUAAUGCUCAUAUCCCUAUUAUAAUAUUGUAAAAUUCACAUAAUCUGAUUUGCAGUACCGGUAUGUUAAUUGAAAAUUCAGAACCUGUGUAUUAAAAUCGGUAGAACGAACGAGUGAACGGUAAAACAAACUUCGGUACCAGGACGGGGCUGGAUAAAAAACUGUAUACCGGGACUUCUCAAAACAGUACCUACCAGUAAUGUAGGGCGACAAAUCCUAAGACCAUCGCAUCUCUUAGAUAAUUAAUUUCGCUAUUUGGGACACUCUGAACAAUUUUAUUAACCUCUUCAUUAUUAGUUUGUCCUGUCGUUUUUGUAUAAGCGACUUAACUGUUACCUGCAUUUUUGUGUGUACCCUGAAUUUUGAAUUCAUGCCCGAGAGCAAGUGCCUAGUAAGAUUAAGUAUACGUGUCCGUUUAGUUUUCAAGUGACUAUGCAUAAUUGUAACGGUAGUUACGUUUUAUUUAUCUUAUACGUAUCUAUUUUUUAUAUUACUAUUUGAACUUUCUAAAUAAGAUGGUGUUAAAAUACAGAGCUCACUACAAAAGGCCGCCUCUUCCAGUAACUCUUAACCACACAUUAGGUAAAGCCUCACGGCCUUACCUAGCUACUUAUAGUACGGUACUUAUUAAGUAUGAUAAUUCAAAUAACCUUCUAUUAGAUCAGAAUUGCAUUUGUUUUCCUUCGUUCAAUUUUCAAACAAAACUAAAUCAACCCUAUUUUUUCCACUUCAGAUUAAAAUUUCACAAGCAUUUUUUUUGCUUGUAUGGCUGGGCUAUAGGAGGUUAAAUCGAAAUAAAAGGAGGGUAUGAUAUCUUAUGACAUACGUCAUAAAUCCAAUAUUAGCUGAGUUAAAAUAUCGAUGUCUUAUCGCCUGUACACUCUCGAGCACUAAAAAUUCCUUUGAGUCUACCACUCGCUCAAUAUUUUUAGUGAACUAUAAUAUUAUUGCCUAGGAAAUAAAGAUGACGGCUGGGAGAGCUGCCAAAAGCAUGAGAAGUGGCGCCCUCUGAAGUGAGCGAAUAGAAGUUUUAACACCAUUCUAAUAGUUACUGAUGUUUCAGUUCUAAGAUUCGUCAGGAAACUUUAAUUUUGUCGAUUGAUUCAUAUACACAAUUUUAAUUUCUGUGGAGCUUGAUAAUUGCUGUUAGGCUGACGUAAUUUGUAUGUAGAUAAUGAAUAGAUUUUUUACAUAGUAGAAUGUCACAUUGAUGUAUUAAUUAUAAUUGUGUAUGUAAUUAGACAUGGCAAUAAACUGUGCAUUGUUUUA
This is a messenger RNA of Cydia fagiglandana, 6745 nucleotides long. It is a transcript of the gene AdamTS-B, whose product is annotated as A disintegrin and metalloproteinase with thrombospondin motifs 7. The transcript is spliced from 20 exons. Gene Ontology annotation, molecular function: metalloendopeptidase activity. NCBI's taxonomy places the organism in Eukaryota, Metazoa, Arthropoda, Insecta, Lepidoptera, Tortricidae. The coding region runs from base 563 to 3913 and encodes 1116 amino acids. Gene Ontology annotation, cellular component: extracellular matrix. The record is from RefSeq and is a predicted model, not a curated record. Gene Ontology annotation, biological process: proteolysis; extracellular matrix organization.